UCGGCACUCCACAGUGAAAGAGGAUGGUGAAGCACAUCGUCAAAUUCGUAGUUUACUGGAUUGCCUUCUACUCCGUUUUUCUACUCGCAGUCACCGAAGGUGGCAGACCCAACUUAGUACUUUUUAUGGCCGAUUCUUUCGAUGGCAGGCUGACCUUUUACCCUGGAAAUAUUACUUUGCAGCUUCCCUUUAUAAAUUACAUGAGAGAGCAUGGAACAAUCUUUCUUAAUUCUUACACUAAUUCUCCCAUCUGUUGUCCUUCAAGAGCAGCAAUGUGGAGUGGUAAAUUUAUCCAUUUGACAGAAUCUUGGAACAAUUUCAAAUGCCUGGAUGACAAAUACACAACAUGGAUGGACAUUUUACAGGAACAGGGUUAUGUCACAAAGCAGUUUGGAAAGGUGGAUUAUAAAUCUGGCAGCCAUUCCCUCAGUAAUCGUGUUGAGGCCUGGACCAGGGAUGUAAACUUCUUACUUCGACAAGAAGGGCGACCUACAGUAAACCUGACCGGUGAUUCAAGUACAGUGAGAGUAAUGAAGGAGGACUGGAACACAACUGAGAAAGCAGCCCAGUGGAUACGAACUACUGCUUCCAUCCUUUCUGACCCGUUUGCUCUCUAUAUAGGUGUGAAUCUUCCACAUCCUUAUAAGACUACAAACCUGGGUGCAAAUGCGGGGUCCUCCACUUUCCAAACAUCACCAUUCUGGCUUAACAAGAUUUCUCUGCAAAAUAUCACUGUGCCUAAGUGGCUUCCUUUCUCCAAAAUGAACCAAGUAGACUAUUACUCAACAUACACCAAAAACUGCACUGCACAUUUCUCAGAUAAGGAGAUAACAAAUAUCCGAGCUUAUUAUUAUGCCAUGUGUGUUGAGACAGAUGCAAUGCUUGGUGAGAUUCUGUCAGCUCUUUAUGACACAAAUCUUCUCAAUGAAACCAUUCUGAUUUUUACAUCCGAUCAUGGAGAGCUUGCUCUUGAACACCGACAGUUUUAUAAAAUGAGCAUGUAUGAAGGGAGUUCUCACAUUCCAUUCCUUAUCAUGGGACCAAAUGUGAAAGCUGGCCAGCAGAUUUCUAAUCCCAUUUCUCUGGUAGAUGUUUACCCAACUGUGCUAGAUAUUGCAGAAAUUGCUUGCCCUUGUAAUUUAAGUGGAUACUCGUUACUACCCUUUCUUACUCGUGAGUAUCAAGCUAGGAACAAUCUACAUCCCGAAUGGGUUCUCAGUGAGUUCCAUGGAAGUGAUGCCAAUGCCUCUACCUAUAUGAUAAGGACUAGCUCUUGGAAACUCAUUGCUUAUGCUGAUGGUUCAUCUGUGCCUUCUCAGCUUUUUGAUCUUUCAAAUGACAAAGAUGAGCUCCAUAAUGUGGCUGCAGUCUAUCCUAGGAUCACAGAAAGUUUAGAAAGACUUCUCCUGUCUAUUGUGGAUUACCCAGCUGUCUCCAGGGCUGUCCAAAUGUACAAUAGGCAACAGUUUAAAUUGUGGAAACUCAGCCUUGGAAGAAACUAUAGUGAAGUUAUUGCGAAUCUCAGAUGGCAUGUAGACUGGCAACAAAAUCCUAAAAUGUAUGAAGAUGCUAUAGAAAAAUGGCUAAAUACAGAUGUUUAAUUAUAAAGAAAAUUACAACAAAGAUUAACAUUUACACUAAUGAUCUCACAGAAAUAUUUUGUUCAUUAAUAUAAUGUUAGUACAGUGGCAUAAUCAGUAGCAUGGCUACUCCACAGCUCCAGUGACUUAGGCUUUCGUAGACACUGUUUAGAGACUGAAUGCUUCCUUUGUGCCCAUGUAUGGUUUCUCCAGGUACUCCAAUUUUCUUUCACCUUCCAAAGACAUGCAGGUAGUGUUGCUUGGUGACUCUGAAUUGUCACUGUGUGAAUGAGCAUACCAUGUGUAGGACUGGAACCCCAUCCUCAGCUUAUUCCUUUCUUUCACACAAUGUUUCUGGAGUAUACUCUCACUCCACUUUACUCUUCCCAGGAAAAAAAAAAUGAUUUUAAUAAGUAAUAUUAACAAAUAGCGAAAUCGUCUCAAUGUGCCUGGUACUGUUUGUGUGGUAUGUUGUCUCUUUCAAGGCCUGCUCUUGCCUUUAAUCCAGGAAAUACUGUAUGUAGACACAGAAAAUGGACAGAUUAAAAAGUACAUAACUUGGAGUUGUUAAAGCAGGUGACUGCUGAUGUACUGUAUGAUCCAUGGCCUUGUUAGAGAAAGCUAACAGGCAAGCUGGUCCUCUAAAUGAAUCAUAAUAGUCCAGUAAACAUUAAUGAGUAAGAAUCCUAUGGAUAAAUCGAGUUCUUUACACCAGAUAGUUUUUCUCCUUCAGAUGUACACUUUGAAAUUCUCAUUUAUUUUAGAUAAGGAACAUAAUGUUUAUUUAAAUGGAAUAAAUAUGCACUGAGAAAUGGA
Molecule: messenger RNA, 2396 nt
Organism: Polypterus senegalus (gray bichir)
Lineage: Eukaryota; Metazoa; Chordata; Cladistia; Polypteriformes; Polypteridae
Gene: arsk
Product: arylsulfatase family, member K
Exons: 8
Coding region: 24-1601 (525 amino acids)
Source: RefSeq, a predicted model, not a curated record